Molecule: messenger RNA, 7708 nt
Organism: Octopus sinensis (East Asian common octopus)
Lineage: Eukaryota; Metazoa; Mollusca; Cephalopoda; Octopoda; Octopodidae
Product: GRIP and coiled-coil domain-containing protein 2
Exons: 31
Coding region: 402-7397 (2331 amino acids)
Source: RefSeq, a predicted model, not a curated record
CAGCUCUUCACGCUGUUCUAUCAACCUCGUUAUCCGCCAGCGGAUUUCUACAAGUUUUUUCCACAGGAAUUCAACAUUUCAAUUCCAAACAUUCCCCAAACUACCUUUCCUUUAAUUUAAACAUUAACCCAUCUUUAUCACACACAUUCUGACACAAUCGAAGCGAAAUUCACCAGAGCUUAACGCGUGGCAUUCACCAUAAUACGAAGGGCGACGUCUGGUGUACGGCAAAGUUUUAUUUACUAUGCUGAAGCAAAGCGAAAACAUGUCCUGCCUUGGUGGAGACUUCUUCUUCACUUCGUGAUUAUUUAGAUUUCAUAAAUAUCCGUGGAAUAAUAAUAAUGGUGAUGUUUACAUUCGAUACCAGAGGUUUAUGACACUGAUAUCACAAUAUUGAAACUAUGUCGGAAGCAGAUAUUGAAACGCCGCCGCCGAGCGACUCUGCCAAAAGUCCCGGUUCUACGCUGGAUAACUUCUCCAGGGAAGAUUUGGUGAGAUUCAUCAAAAAACAGACACUCGUCUUGCAGAAGACCAGAUCACAAUGUGAAAAGUUGCAGAUGAAAUUGCAGCCAGAGUUUAACUGGGGCUCCAUGGGUUUGAAGAAAGAAGUGGUAAACUACAAAGCGUCGAAAUCCAACAAUGGCAACUCUGUUGAAAACAAAGACUUCAAGGGGCUCCAGGAGCAGGUGCGAAUGUUGGAAGAGGACAAAGAAGAAAUGAAAAAGGCCUACAAUUCACUCGUUGCUGAGAAAGAAGCCACAUUAGCACAGUACCAGGAUAUUGAAAGAAAACACAAAGAGAUUCUCGAAAGUUAUAACGAACUUGAAAAAGAAGUUUCUUCAUUAAAAAAUAAGAAAAAAGAGCUUGAUGAACAAAAUGAAUGUUUGCAGAUGAAGAAUGAGACUUUAUCUACAUCGUAUCACUUUAUGCAGGAAGAACAAGACAGAAUUGUCCUGGAGAAUAAGGACCUGAAGGACCAAAUCAAUGUGCUGACAUCUGCUCGUGACGAAACCCUACUUUCUCUGAAAGAACUCAAAGCCCAGUGCUCCGAGGACAAAGGCUUGAAUUCUGAAAUGGAAGAUUUGAACAAGCAAUGUGAAGAAUUAGAAGCAAAAGUUAAAAACGCUGAAUCAGAAAGCGAAGCAAGUAGAACCGCUGCUGCCGCUGCUGUGAAAAAAUUAGAAGAAACGAUGGUUAAACUGAAUCUCUUGGAAGACAGCCACAUCGUCAUGGUAGAUUCUUUGAACCAUAAAGAGGCUGUUUAUGAGAAGCUCAUGGAUGACUAUCAAAUUACCAAAAAUCGUUUAACAGAGAAGAUUUCCAUCUUAGAAAAAUUUCAACUUGAAAAGAACUCGUUAAUUGAAAGUAUUCAGUCGAUGAAUGAAGUAGAGCCAAAUAGCCAAGUGGAAUUAAUUGAUGUUGGUAAACUGUUAAGUGAAUAUAAAAACCAGAUUGAUGAAUUAAAACAACAGAAUCACCUGGCCAGAGAAGAAAAUUCCUCGAUAAACGAAGAAGAAGUUGCUGUCUUACGAAAGAAUCUCUCUGAAAAGGAAGCAAAACUGCAAGAGGGUGAAGACAAAAUUCUUGAUUACACCAACCGAAUUGCAGAACUCCAAGGAACAAAUGAAAACCUCCAACAUGAAAACCACAGCGUUAGUGACCAAUGUGAGAAUUUGGUAAAGUACAAAAAUGAUCUCGAAAACCAGUUAACAGCUUUGAAAGCAGAUCUUCAGAUUGUGGUUGAAGAACUGAAGCAAGCAAAGGAAGCGGCAGUAAAUACCGAAACAUUCAAAGUUGAGUUGCAGGAAAAAGAAGCAGAAUAUUCUUCCUUAUUGCAAAAAUAUACCGAUUCUGCCGAAGUGGUAAGGUAUCUUAAAGAGAAGGUCACGAUGUUAGAAUCAUCCUCUGUCAAAGAAUCCACUGAUGCAGAAUGUUCUAAAAAUGGCUCAGAUUCUAACAUUUCUCUGACCGGCGCCGACCAGAAGGUCGAAGAUCUCCACACGGAGAAUGCGAAAAUGAAGUCAAUGUUUGAACAUUUGCUGGAACAGAAGGAGAAUAUUGAGUAUGAGCUUCACGAGUUGAAGGAGGAGACUGAAUCUCAGAGGACCCUGUUGCUGAGCAAGACCGAACAGCUGAAAGAAUGGGAAAACUUAAUGAACAUGAUGAAGGAGGAUAAGGAGAGGGCUCUGGUUGAUUUGGAGGAGACAGAGCAGCGAGAACUUCAUUGGCGGAACGAACUGGAAUUUCUGAUGAAUUCCUUGCACGAAGCAUUGAACGAGAGGGACAGUCUACGGGAGGAGAUGUUUAAAUUAACCGAGAAGGACUGUUCUUCCAUUGAUGAAAUUAACAGGAUGAAGAAGAAAGUGGAAGAAAUAAUUAACGAGAAGUGUCGUUUAGAAGCCGAGUUGGCCCAUUUUGAGAAUGUGUUGCAGAGAACUCAGGCGGAGAAAGAGAAUCUGGAGAGAGAGAAAGAGUCGAUAACAGUUGUGAUGCAGUUGGCGGAAGACCACGGGAAGGAAAUAUCGGAAGAGAACAAGAAUCUGAAGGCUUUUAGUGAAAAAUUGUCCUGCGACAAAGAAGAACUCACCACAACUUUGACAGCUGCCCAAGAAGAAUUGGAGGAGUUAAAAGGAAGAGAGAAAGAAAUGGCAGAGUCCACUGAGAAUAUAUACCGUCUUGAAGAAUCUCUGCGUAAAAGCAGGGAAGAAAGUGAAGCAAUUGAGAAAGAGAAAUCAAAAGCAUUGAAUCAAUGUAAAAUAAAAGAGGAAUAUAUCGAAGAUGUGGAGAAAGCUCUGUCAGAGAAAAGUAGUUAUGUUCAGGAACUUGAGACCAAAAUUAUUGAAUUGUCGAAUUCUCUUUCUUCGAUGAAACGGAAAUAUGAUGACAUGAAACUAGAAAAUGAAAAAUCAGAACAGGUUUUGGAAGAAGCUUGGGUAGAGAAAAGUGAGACUCAGACAAGGUUGAAAGAGGGACUCUUGGAGAAGCAGAGCAUUAUUGAUGAGCUACAGAAGACUAUCAGUAAGAUGCACGAUGCUGCAACAGAAGAAAUGAAAAUGGUUUAUUCAGAUAACGAUCAUUACAGAGUUGAAAAUUGUGCACUGAAAAAAUCGUUCCAGCAAUUAGAAGAACAGCUGAAUUUGGUGACUGAAGAGAAAAUGGAACUUGUAAAUAGUCUGGAAGAGAAACACAGUCUGAAUUCUAUCUUGGAAGAAAAAUUGACCCUUGCCUGUCAGCAGAAGGAAGUGUUGAUGGAAGAAAAAGAGAAACUCAUUAAAACUGUGCAAGAGUCUGCGGAAUCUCGGGAGUGUUUAACUCAGGAAAAACAGGAACUUGUUGAAUUAAGGGAAAAAUUAAAACUCUUUGAGAUGAAUAAGAAGAACAUUGAAGAUUCUGAUAGUCAUUCGAAGCAGAUUUUGGAGAAAUUUGAGUUUGAACUUCAGGAGAAAGACAAAAAAAUGGAAGAGAUUCAGGUUGAACUUUGCUCUGUGAGAGAUGAAAAUUCUAAUGUAGUUAAAGAAAACGAUUGCCUGAAGAAAGAUCUUGAAGAACACACUGCAAGAAUUGAUUAUUUAACCAAUCAGCUUUCAACGUUGGAUCAACUGAAGAACAACCUCCAACUCGUCCAAACUGCAUUUGAGAAUGAGAAUGAGGAGCGGAAAAAACUGGAAUCCAGUCAAGAGGAAUUGAUAACCGAGAAAAAAUUAAUGUCUGAAGAUUUCAGUGAAAAACUCGAACAGCUUAAACAGGCAUCAGACCAGCAGACGUCUGUGUUACGUGAGGAAAUGAACUCUUUGCAAUCGGAACUUGUCGAAAAGGGAAAAUCUUUUGACGACCUUUCUUUAGAGUUGAAUGAGAAAAUAGAAUUAUUGAAAGUGGCUGAUGAAGAGAUCGAACAUUUAGAGAAACUGGUAGAUGAAAAGAAUUUGGUAGUGGAAGAUUUAAAGAAAGUCUUAAAAGAAAAAUAUGAUUGCUUAUCGGAACUUGAAUCUAAACAGAAAGAACUUUGUACAUUUAAAGAACAACUUAAAGUAUCUUCCGAAGAGGAACUGGUCAAAUUAAGGACGUGUCUUGAAACUUUGGAAGCGAAAACACGGGAAGAUACAGAAACGAUAGGACAAUUAAAUACCCAGCUUUCUACAGAAACAAAAGAGAAAGAGUCUUUGAAGGAACAGUUAAACAGGAAUCUAACCGGAGAGGAAGAACAUCAAAAGAAACAGCAAGAACUUGAAGCUUCUUUGAAUGAAAGCAUAUCAAAGACGGCCUCUUUAGAAGAAUCAGUAAACAAUUUCAAAGAAUUACUUGAAAAGAAAGAAAUUCUGUUAGAAGAAAAAUCACAGCUAAUCACUACGUUAGAAAAUGAAAGAGAUUCUUUGAAACAACAGCUGACAGAGAACCAAUGCCUUGUUGAAGAAGAAACGAAUUCUGUGAGAAAUGUAAAGGAAGAUCUUAAUAAUGAAAUUUCUAAGUCUGAAAGUCUUUGUAGUGAAUAUGAGGAAAAACUGUCUCAGCUUAAUGGAACCAUAGUAGAACUGUCAGAUAAAGUUUCCUGCUAUGAAGGGGAAAUCCAGAAAUUGGAAAGUUCCAAAACUGAACAAGUAUCUAACUUGGAAUCAACAGCAAGUUCCCUGAAAGAUUUCAAAGAAUUACUUGAAAAGAAAGAAAUUUUGUUAGAAGAAAAAUCACAACUAAUCACUACGUUAGAGAAUGAAAGAGAUUCUUUGAAACAGCAGCUGACAGAGAACCAACACCUUGUUGAAGAAGAAACAAGUUCUGUGAGAAAUGUAAAAGAAGAUCUUAAUAAUGAAAUUUCUAAGUCUGAGAGUCUUCGUUGCGAGUAUGAGGAAAAACUGUCUCAGCUUAAUGGAACCAUAGCAGAACUGUCAGAUAAAGUUUCCUGCUACGAAGGGGAAAUCCAGAAAUUGGAAAGUUCCAAGACUGAAGAAGUAUUUAACUUGGAAUCAACAAUAAGUGCACUGAGAGAACAAGUAGAAUGUCUGAGUUCCGAUAUUAAGACUGUCAAAGAAGAAGAGAAGCUGAAACAAGCGAGUGCUGUUGAAAACAUGGACGAGAAAUUGUCUUCAUUAAAAGAGUCUUUGAAAGAGAAAGAUGAUUUGAACACCAAACUAAAGGCCCUUGCUGUGAAAAGCAAAAAACAGGUGGAAGAGUUAAAGCACCAGAUGGAAAAGUUGAAAGAAGAGAAACUAGCCAUGGAGAAGAAAAUGAAGGUUUCUUAUGAAAAGCUGUGUCGAGUUGAGAACCAAAAUAUCGAGUCUGGGAUACUUUCCACAAAUUAUGCAGUUGAAAAUAGUUCCAAGUGUCUGCAGCAGGAAUAUGACAAGCUGCAUGAUAAUUGGGAAGACGAGAAGAAGAAAUGUCAGAAGCUCGAGAAAGACUUGCAGCAGAUUGUGUCCGAGCUGACGGAUCUCAAAUUGAAGCAUAUCAGCUUGAAAGAGGACAAGGAUAAGGUCAACCAGCAGUUGGAGGCCACGUCGGCUGAGAAUAAGUCUUUAGAAAACCAAAUCAGUGAAAUAAACUCCAAACUAAAUCUCCUGGAGAAGGACAAAGAUUCUCAGAGGAUUCAAAAGGAGGAAAUCUUGAAAGAGAAAACUGAGAUUGCUGCCAAAGUCCUGGAACUUGAAAAUCAACUGGAAACUGUUAACGUAGAGAAGUCCAAGUCACUCAACAAACUCCAAGAACAAUUGCAGACGGCUAAAAUAGAAGCCACUCAGAACAGCAUGAUGGAUCUGGAGAUUGCAGAUUAUGAACGCACUGUCAAAUCCCUUCAGGACCAACUUGGUGAAAAGGAUAACAAACUCACCGAACUCACAAAUGAUGUCAAACAUUGUGAAGAACGCAUUAAAACUCUGCAAAAAGAAGUUGAUUAUGUUGACGAGCAGAAGGUACAAGCUGAAGAUCGAAGUCAAAAAUUAAAACAGCUUCUAAUGAAAGCAAAGAAAGAUUUGGCCGAUUCUAAGAGACUUGAAAAUGAGCAGAAGACCUGUGAAGCUCAAUUGCGGGGCCAGCUGGAGCAUUUCACGCAACAGAUGGAAGAAUGCAAGCUGCAGAUGUCUGAGAUGAGUGUUGAGAAUCAUAACCUCGAGGAACGACUGAAAACCACAACCGAAGUGCAUCAGAGAUCGAUGAAAAUCCAAGAGAAACAGGUUCAAUCCCUACAGCAGCAGCUGGAUGACGUGCAGGCUCAACUGAAUUCAGUCCAGAAUGAGUACGAAGGCUACAAGGUUCGAGUCCACAGUGUGUUGAAACAACAGAAGGACAAGAUGUCUUCUAGCGAUGUGAAUUCUGUUGAAAAGCAAGAAAGAGAACAACAAGACAGGUUUAUUGAACAACUUAAAACUAAAAUUCAAGAACUGAACGCCAGUUGGUCUGAGUCACGUCAAGAGAUUGAAACUCUCCAAGAAGAGCAUGAUCGUUUACUGAUGCGCCACAAUAAACUCCUCGAAGACUUCCAGGACAGGGAGACCCUAUUUAAAGCUAACCUAGAAAACCUAAAUAAGCAGAAUUCCUCCAAGUCGAUGGAACUGACCGAAACUAUCCAACAGCUAACGUAUCAGAAUGAAUUACUGACAUCUCAAUUCAAGGAUCAGAUAAAGUUUCUUAAGGUGGACCACAAUAAAACUCUUGCUUUGCUCCAUAACCAGACGGAAUCAAAUGAGAAAGAAAUCUACCGUCUUCAGAAAGAACUCCAGCAGCAGCAGCAGCAACAGCAGCUGCAGUUGCCGCUUCAGCCAUCCACGGCAACUGUACAGUAUGUUAGUAAACCACCAGACCGUGACCCCAGUGAUUCACCUUCUGACUUAUCUUCUGACAUUCUUCGACAUGAAGAACGGCAACAGGGCGAGGGUAUGGAGUUUGUUGACACGGAAUCCUUCCAUCGGGGGAAUAGCAAUCCGGGUUUGUCUACAUUGGUUAGCUUUGAACAGCUUCUCACUCAACCGGAACAAGAUGAUAUGUCUGUUUCAGUUGUGAAACCUCCCGUGUUUAAUGAAGAAGAGCUGAAAGCAAGCUACGAUUCAGCACAGAAGAGGAGUGAUCACCUGGCUCAGCUACUGAAUGAAAGCGAAGCAACUGUGAUGCGCUUGACCGAACAGGCCAAAAUUCUGAAGCAAGAAAUCCGUCGUUUAGAGCGGAACCAAGAAAGAGAGAAAGAAUCGGCCAAUUUAGAGUAUUUGAAGAAUAUUUUCCUCAAGUUUGUAAUGUUGAAAGCUGGAGAUGAGAGACAAAUGUUGAUCCCAGUUAUUUGUACAAUGUUAAAAUUGAGCCCCGAAGAGAAAACACAGCUAACAGCAAUCGCCCAAGGUGACUCUGCAGCACCACCUGGCAACAACGCCGCAGGAACCUGGGGCUCCUACCUCCAUCGAUGGUCUGGCAUCAUGUAAAAUAUCCACGUGCAUCUAUUUUUGUCUGUCCUUCCAUCCAUCUCUCCAUCCAUCCAUCCAUCCAUCCACCACACACCCACCCACCCACCCAUCCGUCCGUCCGUCCGUCGGUCCGACCGUCCGUCUGUCCAUUCUGACACCUGCUUUUCCUCAUCUCGUCAACCACUUUUACACUACUGCACUCUUCUAUUUCUUCCUCCUUGUCGCAUCAGCUGUCAUCGAUUCAUCACAUACAGGUGUGUGUAUAUAUGUGUGUGUAUAUGUGGGUAAAUACAUUUGGAUGGCUGCUGACUAAGAGAAAGCAACUGAAA